Molecule: messenger RNA, 2357 nt
Organism: Nicotiana tabacum (common tobacco)
Lineage: Eukaryota; Viridiplantae; Streptophyta; Magnoliopsida; Solanales; Solanaceae
Source: RefSeq, a predicted model, not a curated record
UGUCAUGUUAUUUGAUAAAUACAUUGAUUAAAGCUUUGUGACACUUCUGAUGUUAUUCCCUUUUUCCUUUUUAGCCCUCUGUGUUUGUUAUGUGUUUGGUUGUAUUAGAGAGAAUCAAACUGUAGACAUCAUAAAAGGUAGUCAUAGGAAGUGAAAGAAAGGAACAGAGAGGGGACUGUUUUUACUUUUUCACCAGUGACAUAUUAAUUAACAGAAGCUGAUGUGUCAAAGAAAAAUGAGAAAUCUUACUUGGUAAGGAUAGAAACUUAUACCAAGCAUACCUAGCAAGUGAAUUUAAUCCAUCCUAAAGCAGAAAAUUGAAUUCCUCAAUGAAAAUAAUGAAACUGCCAUCUGUAUCGUAACAGAAUUAAAUAAAAAUGAUGUCUAAAUAGUUUUGAUGAGAUGGCACCAAGGAUUUGGCCUAGCGGCAAUGAAGUGAGUGAAAAUUAUGGGAAGAGCAGGGUUUACAUCCUAGCAAACAUAGACGAAGCUAGGUAAUUUUUCUCCAUCUGUCUAAAUUUUGGUGGGUAUAGUUAGUUACUCGAUACUUGUGCCGGCGAAAGAAAAUAGGUACCAGUUAGAAUAGUUGAGGUGUAGAUUUGAUUUGCUUUCUCUUUUUUGACGUAGGAGCACACUGAUAAAAUGGGAGUUCAAAUAAGAGGAUGGAGUAUCUUUUCCUACUGUGCUUUCUCAAGUUGAGAAGGAAGUGCAUGAAGAGGUAAAGACAAUGGAGGAAAAGAAUAAUGAAGUGAAACCUAAAGAGGACUGUCCAAUUCCAGUGGUGUCUGAAUCAGUAGAAAAGAUACAUACAGAGAGUGAAUCUCCUGCCAAUGAAGAGAUAAAGAAGAGUGAUGAGGAAGAGAAACCGAAAGCAGAAGAACCAGCACAAACUGUUAUCGAAGAAAUAAAAAAGAAAGCUGAUGAGGAUGAGAAGCCUACAACAGAAGAGGUAAAGAAAACCGAUGAUGCCGAGACGCCUAAAGCCGAACAACAACCAGCAGCAACCACUGCUACUGAAGAAGUUAACAAGCAUGUUGUAGUACUAAACAAAGAGUCCGCCCCUGAACCGGAAGCUGAGAGUGUUCCAGAAGAAGCAGGUGAUGUUGUCAAAGGUGAAUUAGAAUCUGAAAAGGUUGAAAUUCCACAGAAAGAAUCUGAGAAAGAGCUGCAGGACAAGCCAACGAUAGAAUCAGUUGAGGCUGAUGAGGACAAGAAGGAACAAGUAGAAGAAUUACAGGCCAAUGAACCAGUGAAAGCCGUGGCAAAAGAAGAAGAAGUUUCAGAAGCAGACCAAAAUAAGGAAACAAGUUUAGAACCAGUUGCUAAUGUACAGGACAAACUGGCUGAACAACCAGAAGUUACCGAGAAGAUUGAGCAAGAACCUGCUGAGACUAAGUCUGAAGAUACAGAGGCUGUAAUACCAAAAGAGGAAGAGACUGAAGCACCACUGAAGGAGGAGGUGGAAAAGGUUGAAGAGAAUGAUAUAAAAGAUGUGAAAGCUAAUCAAGAAGAUGAGAAGAAAAGUGUUGUAACUGAAGCGAAGGAAGUUGAAACAUCAGAACUUACUGAAAAAGCCCCAGAAGUUAAGAUCGCUUCCAGAGGCACUGAACUAAUUGCUGAGAAUGGAAACAACGAGGAAGAGAAUAAUGUUACCACAGAAGUCACUGAAGCUACUGAAGUUGAGAAGAAAGUGGAUGAGGCCACUGCUACUGUUACUGAAAAAUCAGUUGAAGAGCCUCAGAAGCCUGAGACAGAAACAAAAGUAGAAGAAGAAACUGCCGGAGAAGUUGAACCAAAGUUGGAACAAGAGGUAAAAAUAGAUGCGGCUAAGGAUGGUGAAGAAAGGAAAACUUUGGAAGAAGCUUUUAAAGAAGAAAUUCCAGCCAAAACAAAGCAAUCAAACAACCUUAUUUCCAAGAUGAAGCAGUCUCUUGUGAAGGCUAAGAAAGCAAUCAUAGGGAAGUCUCCAAGCUCCAAAUCUGAAACAAAAAAUGAAGUCACAGCCAAAUAAAACACAUCAGCAGCAGUGAAACUAAGAAAAAACAGUACAGUGAUAAUAAUUUGUGAGUAACUUUAUUUGUUGUGUGAUUUUUCAUUCUUGUUUUUGUCAUCAGGGGUCCUGCUAUAUUUCCAUUUUACCCUUUUGUUUGCUGCAAGUUUUAGUUAUUAUCCUAGGUAUACCAUAGUUGUGCUUUUAUUAGUCCUGCAAACUAGAAAGGGUGGUUUUCUUGAUUUCUUCAUAUUUGAUCUCUGCAUUCGAUUUGUGUGAUUGUGGAAGAACUUAUUCAAUUAAUUGGUUGGUGAUGUACAUAAAGAACUGUCACAUUAAUGAAUAUUAGUUUUGUUAUUAUUUGUCA